GUUUAGAAGUGAACAUUGACAUUGUUGUAUGACUUGCUUACUGCUCCAACUCCGAGUCUACUCCACCCAGUCGUUCAUUCGUUCGAUCGAUGAAAGAAGGAUGAGAUUGAUGAAUUACUGUUAUGCCGUCUUCCUGUUGCUCAACCUUCUUGUUCCUCUUACUUCCGGAAAAUCUGAUGGAGUUUGUAUCUCUCCGGGUGGUCGCUUCCCCCCAUUUUCAAAUGAAGGGAAACCUCCAAGAAGAGUAAACAGGGGCCCUAAGGAUUUGACUCUUUGCCGUGUGUUCCGUAAAAAGACAUGCUGUGAUGUAGCCCAGACACAUCCAGCUUUGUUAUCCAUCAGGAGGCUGGCUGUAACAGGGGAGGCAAGCCAAGAGUGCUUGCUAUUGUGGGAAUUGUUGGAAUGUUCUAUUUGUGAUCCUCAAGUUGGUACACAGCCUGGACCUCCUCUCAUAUGUGCCUCUCUUUGUGAUAGAGUGCAUAAAGCUUGCUCUGAUGCGUACUUCUCUGUGGAUGCAAAGACACAGGUGCUAGCACCCUGUGGAGUAAAUGACUUUGUUUGCGGUAGAGCUUCUGAAUGGACCUCAAAUGGCACAGAGCUCUGUAGGGCUGCAGGUUUUGCUGUUAUGCCAGCCCCUGAUGUGGAAGAAACAUGCUAUGGUGGGAAGACUAGUUUUGAUUCUGUUGCCGAUUCAUGGCAAACUUCACAAUCUGGGGUGUCAGAGAAGGCUGAGAGCUUUGGAUGGUGGCAAGAUUUCCAGCAAUGGCUUAGGGCAAUGCCAUUCAGCGAGAAAGUUUGUUGGGCAGUAGGAGGAAUGGUUCUUACUGCAGGGCUUAUCUUUGCAAGUAAAAGGAAGAGCCGUAGUCAACGCCAAAAGCAAGCAGCUAUUCGACGCACCGCUAGGAAACUGGAAUCCAAAAUAAACCAACAAUCUCCUGUUGCUCAAGGAAAUAGGAGAGGAAGUGGAAGAUAAAUGCCUUCCCCAAAUUUGAGCAAAUUGUUCUGAAAGUUGGUUCACAGGUUCCUGGUUUGUCAAUUUGGACAAACACAAAUAGCAGCCUAGGGUUCAAAGUUGACAGAAGAUGGGCUCAACCUCAAGAGUUUUAAAAAGUCUGCCUGCCGUGGAUGAAUUCAAUCUCUCAUCCACUUGUGACUUGGACAGGGGCAUUGUAAACAACGGGUAUGGCACGUUGUCUUCAUUUUUCUGGAGGUGGCUGCUUUAGCCUUUGUGGUGGCUUCAUCUUAUUUUAGUUGUAAGAGUAGAAAGGUCUCUUAGAAAAUCCAUCCAUGCUAACUCAUCACCCUGGUACGCUAACCAGUAUUCAACCUAUAAAUAUGUUUGUUUUUUGCCUUUUUUUUUUCUGCUGCCCCUGCAGAAAUUUGUGAACAGGAACUUGCCCACAUGGACGUUCAGUUCCUACUUUUCUGUCCUCUAAUCGUUGUAGUUGAGUCUGAAAGAAUUGCUGCUUCUGUUGUAUGCAUGAAUGCAAUAAAGACGUUUGUUCAUUAGUUUGUUUGAGAAUAAAUAAGCACAUAAAAUGAGUAUAAAUUAUGAUAA
Messenger RNA from Diospyros lotus (date-plum), 1558 nucleotides. RefSeq lists its product as uncharacterized. The coding region runs from base 29 to 973 and encodes 314 amino acids. NCBI's taxonomy places the organism in Eukaryota, Viridiplantae, Streptophyta, Magnoliopsida, Ericales, Ebenaceae. The record is from RefSeq and is a predicted model, not a curated record. The transcript is spliced from 5 exons.